GUUAGCGGCGCCUCCUGGCACGAAGUGCCCUAAAAUGGCCCCCGGGGGCUGGGGGUGUGCCUGGCGGCUACUGUGUGUUUAACUAGGUUUCCUAUGCCCUCUCCUGUGGCACCUUGUUCAGAGGGAAGCGUGUGGCACCUAGCACUACUGAGGAGGUAUGUGGGCACUGCAUGAGUCCUUUAAACUCCCCUUCAAGUGAUACGCCCUGAAGUGGCCUAGCUGUGAGGGCAGGGGCCUGGCUGUCUUCUGUUACCUCUAGUCUCCCUGAAUGCCUUAAUGAACAGGCUCUGCCGAGGUUUACAUGGCCAUAAAUUAAAAUGUGCAAUGAUGCCCCAGAUAGAUGGUACAUUGGAAACAAAUGCCUUGCUUCUUGUCUUGGCAAUGGGAAACUUUAUGAAGGAACAAUAACGCCUAUUGAAAAGGACAAGGAUGAGAAAUCAUUUGCUGUUGUAUCGUUCUUGGAGUCUGAAGAAAGGAAAAUACUAAUAGCUAAACUUCAUAGUCUAAGCCAGAAAAGGUCCCUGGAACUUCCAUCUCCUGCAGUUGCUUUUAAUUUAUCUGAGAAUGGGGAUUGUAUCCUGUAUAUGAUUAACAGAUAUCUGUGUGAUUAUCAAAGGGAAGGAGCCCAAUUCCUGUAUGGACACUAUGUUAAUAAAAGGGGAUGUGUUCUUGGAGAUGAUAUGGGCCUUGGAAAAACAACAGUGUGGUUUUUUUUUUUUUUCUUUAAUGGUUACAUUGAGAGAAUGGAUUCUUUCUUUAGGAGUAAGUUAUCUGUGAGAUGUAAAAAAAAAAAAUAAAGUAUUUAAGAACGGCCACCUCAGCAGAGCCUAGCCUCCCUUUUGUGGUGGGGAAUUGGAGAAGGCAGAAUGUGAUCAUUCAGGACUGUACUUAGAGCCAAGAGCCAUUGCUGAUUUAAGACCCACUCCUUACAGGCUGCAAAACUGAGAUGUGGUCCCUCUUACUAUAAGGCUGGGUGGUUAUAAUAGUUAGUGUUACUGUUCAUUUUAUAUUGAAUGUAUUUUGAGGAUCGUUAUUUGGGCAUAAUGAAAGUAAUUCACAUUAGAGUAUGUUAAAAGUACUUUACACCUCUUACCUGACCAUAGCAGUUAAAAUAUCUUGCUUUUUUCCUGAAAACAAAUAGUUUGACUCUACUAGGAAAUAAAAAAAAAAAAAAAGCUGCAUGUACUCCCAUCUCUACAAAAAGCGUUAAGAUUUUUCCAUGUUAUUAUCACUCUAUUGGAAAUAUAACUUACAUUGAUGAAAGGUCAGAGUAAUAGCUGGGUUUUUCUAUUAUGCUUUGAAUUGGUGUAACUGAAUCAUUCAUUUAUUUUACUAAAGGUAGGGUGUUUUUAGGUUUGAAAUAAUUCUCUUUAAUCAGGCUUUUUUUUAAAGUCUGCAUCUUGAAUCCUAAGUUGCCCUGUUUUUGUCUUUGACGUUUGUGUGCGUCAAGCUCAUUCCUCCACUGACAAAUGCUGGCUGAAGACUCUGUUUUCCUUCUGUUCGGGAGAAUAUUGACAAACACUCUUCAGUGUGAAAAAAGUUUUAUUCUCUUGUGAAGUUUGCUACAGAAUAAAUUAAACUGGCAAAACUUCUCUGGACAGAGUGUUUAGAGGUGUAUCAUGGAUAUGUGUAGCUAAUGAUGAUCUGUUCAGAUGUUAAUUACAACUGAACUGCCUUUAUUUGCCUUGUGUUUUACCUGAUCUUGGCCACAUUUCUUGUCCAUGGCAGUUUAAGAACUUGGUAAAUAUGCAAGUGUAUUAGUACUCAGAAUUGCAAUUAUCUUAAUUCAGUGUAAUAAAAAUAUGAGAUAGUAGCAAAUUGAAAAAAGUAAUUUGAAUUGUCUUGCUUCUCUUGUGUUUUCUGAAUCUCAGAGCUGAUUUUUGUAACGGCCC
Molecule: messenger RNA, 1892 nt
Organism: Struthio camelus australis
Lineage: Eukaryota; Metazoa; Chordata; Aves; Struthioniformes; Struthionidae
Source: RefSeq, a predicted model, not a curated record